CAGACAUUCAUAUUUCCUUAAUUUUGACCAAGAGCAAAAUAACCAUCUAAAAUCGUUAUUUUUAAAUUGGGAAAUUAUGUGUGCAAAAAGAAUAUCAUACAGUAAAGAUGAAUUACUUUUCUUAGAUCCAAAAUUGGAUUUAAGUUGUUUGAGUGACCACGAUUUCAAAAAUCUUUGCGAAAAAGAUAUUUUUAUAGCCAAGUUGUAUAUACCUGAGCGUAUCAAAAAGAAGGCAAACAAUUAUAACAUGAAAACUAUGGCUAUACAGUCUCUGCCUAAGUCUGAAGGUUCGCCUCAAUCUUACUCAUAUCCCCCCAGGUUUAAAGAUGAUAUGUUGCACUCUUCGGAUAAUUUUAGACACUGGCCUAACAAUGAAAAUGAGUCAUUCAACCCAAUGCGUCAUAAAUCAUUUUCUGCUACUCAAAAGUUCAACAAUAAAUCUGAAAUUAUCAACUCAUUUCAGGAAAGUCAUGUUUAUAGAGAAGGUAUUAAUCAAUUUACUCACAAUAGUAAUAACAUUAAUAACACCGGUGCAAGAUAUCAAGGUCCUAGAAACAAUUUCCAUCCAGAUUUUAAUAGGAAUAAACGGUUUUCACCAGCUCAGCCUGCCUCUCACAAUUCUGGGAUCCUUAAUAAUCACCAGAUGAAUAAUGCGUUGGUUAGUGGCAACAAUCAAGGGACAGACUUUAUCAAUCGGCGAAGGAAUAUAUCGGAGACACUUGAUUAUAAUCAAAACAUUUACGCAGCCAAAAGAGACAAUCAUUCAAAAUAUAAUCAAGCUCAAAAUCAACCGAUUUACCACGAUACACCAUCUUAUUACGAAUAUAAUCCUCCUAAAAUCAACGAAAACAAUUCUUUGGGGUUAGAUGGACCCGAGAGAAUUAUUAAGGACAGUUCCAAAACUUCUUUUAAUUCUAAUCUUAAAAAGCAAAUAUCUCUAAAUGAGAGGUUUUCAACAUAUUCCCCACGGGAGAAUUUAGCCGCGUUCAAUGAAAACGAUCACCUUUCCCUUAAUAUGAAUCACCACAGAGACGCCGUUAACAAGGAAUCUGCCGAUCCAAAUUAUCCCAAUUACGAUGUCAAAAGGAAUUAUCAUUUUGGAUUGCUAGAGAAUGACGUUAUUUUAAAUCCGCGGUCUGUUGCUCUUUCAGGGAAAGGUAAUGAAACAUUGCAUCAAAGAAACGAGUUUCAACCUUAUAACUCUACCGACAUUAAUUUUGAUUACGAUCAACAUCAAAAGCAGGUCAUUAAUGCUGAGAAAGGCUCUAAUUCCAAUCAUUUUAACGAUAAAAUAAGAAACAACCUUGAUUUUGGUGAUCUACCCCUUAAGCCCAGUUAUUCUCACCCUAGUAGCCACUCAACCCCUCAAAGUCUAUCAAGACCCAAUAUAAUUUUAGACCAAAGUAUCAAUCAAAAUGCUAACCUCAAGCCGUGCCCGAUUACCCCUCAGCGUCUUUAUAGUACCCCCAUAACCUCUCCUCGUCUGGAAGAAACUAAGGCUGAUCUUGAUUAUAAUAGUUUGAGAGAUAGUCUUAGUAAGGAGAUCGAACCUUCGAUAAGCAACUGCAAUUUCCACUCGAAUGUCGACGUGAUUCACAAUAAUAAAAGCGUCCAAAAUAUUCAGGAUGCGGCGCAUAAAUCUACCAUAACUGAAUAUUUACGUGCACGAACUCCUAACCCUUCGAGAGACAAUUUUUACAUUGCAAUCGAUCCUAAUGACAAUCUCAAUGUUACCCUUAAGUUGUACAGAAUAACCGAUUUCGGUUAUAGUCCUGUCCUCAAUCAAACCGGUUUGCCAGAAUUACCUCUCUUCUACGGAUCAGAAUUACUCUUUUUGCUUAUUCAAGGGGUCUUAACGCCUGAUUGCCGCCUUGAAAAUGUAGUCACUCAACAAUUCACGUUGUUAAACGAGGUUUUGUCUUUGAAACAGGCUAGGGCUGUUAUCGAUGACUCGUCCGUGUCAGACGCGAAACUGAGUGCUAUUCUCCCGACAGAUUUUGAAAAUUACGCUAUUAUGCUGAAACAAUUUUCGAAAGAAACGGAUACAAUUUUAGGAAAUUUCAAUUUAGAGAAAGGGGAGAUUGGUCUGAAAAAGAACGACAAACAAAGUAAAACCGAAUCUUGGGUUAACGCUCAAUCAGUUGAUAAUGAUAAUGUAGCAAUAUCGAAUCAAAUCUUAGACUCACUACCUGUCAAGGGUGGCAAUAAAACAAAGGGUAAAAAGGAUAAAAACAAAAAAGGGGAUGAUUUAAAAGUUAAUACUGGCAGGUUCGAACCCACUGGAAAGGACGUCAAAGGCAUCAAUUCAAAGAAACAAUCGCAAGUGAAAGACAAGAAGGUCGCCUUUAAUACUCCACUUAUUCAAAACGGUUCCGGCAACGUCAAAUCUCAUGACAAGAAAAAUAAAAGCUCGCAAAACAGCGUUAAACCUACAGGUGUAGAAAAUGCAAGACAAGACUCAAAACACGCAUCAGACCUCUUAGUGCUCAAUUCACCACAACUAAGUCAUACAAAAUACGAGACGGUAAAGCAAAAAAGUCAUCAAUUAUCGAAUGAACUUUUGCACGUGACUCCCACUUUAACUGAUAAUGACGUAUUUCUGGACAAUAAAGAUUCUAACCUUCAAUCAAUGGCUGGCGAUACCAAUGAUGGAUGGCAAAAAAUUCCGAAGAAAAUAAAGUACAAGAAGAAAAAAAAAAGCGAGAUUGAAUAAUCCUAAAAGCGAGAUUGAUUAGUCCUAAAAAAAGGAAUGAAUGGCGAUUUAAUUUGUAUUUCUUAAAAUACUUUAGUUUAUCACGACAUGAUUUAUAAAAUAAUCGAAUAUUAGUAAAGCUAUUAAAGCAACCUUGAUCAAUUCAAAGAAUAAAAUGCGCAAUUUCCGUAAAUACUAAUUAUCAUUUUAGGUGUUCGAUCAUAACCUGAAAUCGUUUUUUAAAAUUGUUUUUAAAAUACACAUGAUUGUUUUUUUUUCAUGAAAAUUUUAAUAAUUCUUGUUAUAUAGUAAUAUAACCAAAUAACUUGUUACCUAACAAUAAAAUAUUAUAUUUAUUACUGGUUUUUUAGCAAAAUGACCAAAAAUGAACAUGUAACAACUUAAUUUUUUGACUAAACAAUAUUGUACAUUAUUUUAUCCAUCUAACUCGAGCCCAAUUUCACCAUAUAGAGGGUCUAGAAAGUCGAUUUAAGUAGAAAAUGCAUUAGAUGCUAUGAUUAAAUGUAUUAUACAUUAAGUAUUUACACCCCCCCCCCCCCCACCUCCAUUUUGAUGUUGGCAGCGACAUUACAUUUUAUUUUAAAUUGUGGAAAAUCUUAAAAUUGACAAAAAAUAUUACCAUAUUACUCCCCUUUAUUUAUUAUUAAAUAAUUUUGUUAUCGCUUUUUUUAAAAAAAUACCAUUAUUCGCUGAUAGAAUUCAAUUUUGAUUUGUAUUUCUUUUAAAAUAUCCUUUUUAUUCCAAAACACACAAUUAAUUUAACAAAAAUUGAUGUAGAUAUAUAUUUGACAUUUUAAUUUUUUUUAGCAUAUGAUCACUUAUUCUAACAUCAUUAUUAAUAUUAAUUUUUUUUAAAUAAGAAUUUGUUUUUAUAUACAUAAAAUAUAAUUAUCUGAUUCAGUUCUGAUCUCUACGAUGCACAUAUAUUCUUGUGAAAAGAUCUGGCGGAUGUAGUGUGCACUUUUGAACCCCACCCUUCCACGUUAACUAUCAACUUAAUUUUUUUAUGAAUAAUUUUUAUACGCAUAACUAAUUACAUAUAGUAAAAAACUUCUUAUAAAAUGAUCCCUUGUUAGGGAAGUGGUCAUUAUAGCAAACAGUUUUGCAAUAUAUUUAAAUUGUUGAACUAGUUACAUUUAAACGUUUAACUUUACAUCUAGAGUAAUUUUUAUGUUCCAUAUAGUUUGUAUGAUAAAAGUUGUAGAUUUUUAUAUUCCAUUUUUUAAAA
Molecule: messenger RNA, 3941 nt
Organism: Gordionus sp. m RMFG-2023
Lineage: Eukaryota; Metazoa; Nematomorpha; Gordioida; Chordodea; Parachordodidae
Exons: 7
Coding region: 77-2713 (878 amino acids)
Source: RefSeq, a predicted model, not a curated record